Molecule: messenger RNA, 1423 nt
Organism: Sus scrofa (pig)
Lineage: Eukaryota; Metazoa; Chordata; Mammalia; Artiodactyla; Suidae
Gene: TMEM17
Product: transmembrane protein 17
Biological process (GO): non-motile cilium assembly
Cellular component (GO): ciliary transition zone
Source: RefSeq, marked validated
CCUCAAAGCGCCACGGUGCCCGAAGACCCAGGUGGGAGCAGUACUGAGGCCUGAGCAUGGAGCUGCCGGAUCCGGUCCGCCAGCGGCUGGGAAACUUCAGCCGGACCGUGUUCAGCGACUCCAACCGGACCGGGCCGGAGUAUAGCGAGGGUCCGGAUAAUGAAAUGGUUUCCAGUUUGGCAUUGCAGAUGUCACUUUAUUUUAACACUUACUUUUUCCCACUUUGGUGGGUGAGCAGCGUUAUGAUGCUUCAGAUGAAGUAUUCAAUCUUGCCUGAUUACUACAAAUUCAUUGUGGUCACUGUUAUCAUCUUGAUAACCUUAAUUGAAGCAAUCAGGUUAUAUCUGGGCUACAUGGGGAACCUGCAGGAGAAGGUUCCUGAGUUGGCUGGCUUUUGGCUUUUGAGCCUUUUAUUGCAGUUGCCUUUAAUUCUUUUCUUGCUCUUUAAUGAAGGCCUAACAAAUCUGCCCUUGGAAAAAGCAGUACAUAUCAUCUUCACUAUAUUCCUUACUUUCCAAGUUGUUUCCGCAUUUCUUACCCUAAGGAAAAUGGUAAAUCAGUUGGCAACUCGUUUCCAUCUUCAAGACUUUGACCAGCUCUCUACAAGCAGAGGAAGCAUGAGAAGAAUGAGACCCUGUAUAGAAGAGAUUUGACCUAGUGCUUUUUUCAGAGUGAAAAUCUGAAAGAUCAUUCUAGAAGACUGUGGGAGUUAGGAAAUUUGCAAAGAAGGCUAGCAUGAGAAAAGGACAAAGCAAGUGUUUUGAAUUGUGUACUCUCAGAGUUCUCUUGUGGCAUACCAGUUUGAAGAUACAGCAUUGUCACUGCAGCAGGUUGGUCCACUGCUAUGGCACAGGUUCAUUCCCUGGCCUGGGAACUUCCGCAUGCCUGCCAGCCCAGCCCAAAAAACAAAAAAAAGCUGAAUUGUAUACUCUCUAGCUCUGAAAGGCCAAGGUUGUACAGUACAUGAAAGCAAUAAAUCAGCCCUAAAGCCUAGAUGUUAUCUACCUGAUGCCAAAUAUCUUAAUUUCAUUGUUGUCAACUUUUUCCGAUGUGUAGAAAUCUGUAUUGGUGGUAUUACAUACAUCUUUACUGUAAUAUUUCUAGUUAGUACCUGUAACUAGAAAUGUGUGUAUUUCUUUUUAUCUUGUUGGCUGUCCGUAUCUUAGCGGUACAUCUGAAGCACAUGGAAAUGCUUGUCAAUAUUCUGAUAUAUUAGACUACAUUUGUAAGCUAAGACACCAACUUUUCCUGUCUGCUAGGGUCUUGGCUGUUAUACUGAGGUUAAGAAGAAAACAGGUACAUUACCAUGGUAUUUAGGAAGUAUUUUUAUCCUAAAAUUGUAACUUUCAGAAACCACAUUCAGUAUUUAUGGCAGUAGUGUGCAAAAUGUCUUUGCAAUAAAUUAUAAAAUAUUUAUGUCAAA